This is a messenger RNA of Paramisgurnus dabryanus, 4888 nucleotides long. The record is from RefSeq and is a predicted model, not a curated record. Lineage: Eukaryota; Metazoa; Chordata; Actinopteri; Cypriniformes; Cobitidae.
AAAGCGUCAAGAAACAAGAGAAGAACUCACGAGGAGCGCCUUGUUGUGCUCGUGCUCGUCAUUUAUCAGAUUAAUGUUUGUAGCUAGGAAAUCUCUCAGCUGAGGAAAGAGUUGGCGUUAUUAGACAGCUGAGAUCAAGAGGAUAUGAAGGACUGGAGAGAGAGAAGCUGUCUUCAAACAAGCUUAUUCAGAUUCUCUUCUACGAUGACAUCAAUACAGGGAGAAGCCCCACCCACAACUGGUGAUGAUCUGCCUUAUUAUCACAGACACAGCCCUGAGUGACAAGCACAGAGUCCAUCAAUUUUGUAUGUUCGCUAUAGCAGCUGGAAUCUUACAAUGUCUGCGCCAAAGAGGAAUUACAAAUGUUGGGUUUUGGGUUGUACCAAUGAACAUCUGAGUCUCUAUAGACUCCCCGAAUCUGAGUCACUGAGGGCAUCGUGGUUAGAUUUCAUUUUUGAUGGAACUGUCCCAAAGAAAGUACCUAAAAUUUUACACGUUUGUGCCAAUCAUUUUACACCGGACUGCUUCAAAAACGUGAGUCAGUUCAACACUGGAUUUUCAACUAGCUUGAUUCUUAAUAAUGAAUCAAUACCAACGCUUCGUUCUCAAACCGUAAAAUCAGAACAAGAUGGAUCUGGUGCCUCUGUGUGUGGCUUUAGUGAUCAAACAUCUACAGAGCUUCUGGUUUCUCCCUGUAAUGGAGAAGAAGAUAAGACAUCAGUAAAUCUGCUGGACUGUGGGAUGGAUCUGAAACAAGAAAUUAAAAAAGAAGAAGAAGAAGAAGAAACAGAUAAAGCAGAUUUGAUUUAUUCAGACCUGAAGGUGAAGUUGGAAAGUUUUCAAUCAAAUAACAUUGAGGAGAAACCUCUUCAUAUCAUACCUGGAGAAGAAUCUCUGAGCUGCUUGAAGACUGAGAAGAUUUUGUCAGACAACGAUUCUUGUACGUGCUCUCGCUGUGGAACAAUAUUCAGCUGUCAGUCCGACCUUAAUGCACACAUGCAAAUUCACAUGGAAAUAAAGCCUUACAGCUGUGACAAGUGUGGACAGAGCUUUACUCAAAUGUCCCACCUUACUGUACACAGGAAAAUUCACACUGGAAAAAUGCCUUACAGUUGUGACCAGUGUAAACAGACCUUCACUUAUAAUUCCCACCUUAGUGUGCACAGAAGGGUUCACACUGGAGAAAAGCCUUACACAUGUGAUGAAUGUGGAAAGAGCUUCACUUAUAAUUCAAGCCUUAUAAUGCACAAGAGAAUUCACACUGGAGAAAAGCCUUACAGUUGUGACCUGUGUGAACAGACCUUUACUCAUAAGUCGAAGCUUCAUGUGCACAGGAGAAUUCACACUGGAGAAAAUCCUUACAGUUGUGACCAGUGUGGACAAACUUUCACUCGUAAGUCCAGCCUUGAUGUUCAUAUGAGAAUUCACACUGGAGAAAAGCCAUACAGUUGUGAACAGUGUGGAAAGAGCUUCACUCAAAUUUCCUACCUUACUGUGCACAGGAGAAUUCACACUGGAGAAAAACCUUACAGUUGUGACCAGUGUGAACGGACCUUCACUCAUAAUUCCCACCUUAAUGUGCACAGGAGAAUUCACACUGGAGAAAAGCCUUACAGUUGUGACCAGUGUGAACAGACCUUCACUCAUAAUUCCCACCUUACUGCACACAAGAGAAUUCACACUGGAGAAAAGCCUUACAGUUGUGACCAGUGUGAAAAGAGAUUCAGUUGUAAGUACAGUCUUAAUAUGCACAGGAGAAUUCACACAGGAGAAAAGCCUUACAGUUGUGACCAGUGUGAACAGACCUUCGCCUAUAUGUCCAACCUUACUGUGCACAAAAGAAUUCACACUGGAGAAAAGCCUUACAGUUGUGAGCAGUGUGAACAGACCUUCACUAAUAAGUCCCAUCUUACUGUGCACAGAAGAAUUCACACUGGAGAAAAGCCUUAUAGUUGUGACCAUUGUGGACAAACCUUCACCCGUAAGCCCAGCCUUGAUGUGCACAGGAGAAUUCACACAGGAGAAAGUCCUUACAGAUGUGACCACUGUGGAAAGAGCUUCACUCAGUCAUCUGACCUUAAUGCACACAUGCAAAUUCACACUGGAAAAAAGCCAAACAGAUGCGAUGAAUGUGGAAAGAGCUUCACUUAUAAGUCUAGGCUUGUGACACACAAGAGAAUUCACACUGGAGAAAGACCUUACGGUUGUGACCAGUGUGGACAGACCUUCACUUGUAAGUACAGCCUUGAUGUUCACAUGAGAAUUCACACUGGAGAAAAGCCUUACACAUGUGAUGAAUGUGGAAAGAGCUUCACUUAUAAGUCCCACCUUACUGUCCACAGGAGAAUUCACACUGGAGAAAAGCCUUACAGUUGUGACCUGUGUGAACAUACCUUCAAUUAUAAGUCCAACCUUACUUCGCACGUGAGAAUUCACACUGGAGAAAAGCCUUACAGUUGUGACCAGUGUGGACAGAGAUUCAUUUCUAAGUCCAAGCUUGAUACUCACAGGAUAAUUCAUACUCAAUUAAAGACUUACAGUUGCGACCAGUGUGGACAGACCUUCACUAAUAUGUCCCACUUUACUGUGCACAGGAGAAUUCACACUGGAAAAAAGCCCUACAGUUGUGACCAGUGUGAACAGACAUUCGCUCAACAGUCCAGGCUUGAUGUGCACAUCAGAAUUCACACUGGAGAAAGGCCUUACAAAUGUGACCAGUGUGAACAGGUCUUCAAUUAUAAGUCCAAUCUUACUGUGCACAGGAGAAUUCACACAGGAGAAAGUCCUCACAGAUGUGACCAUUGUGGAGAGAGCUUCACGCAAAAGUCCAGUCUUAGUUUGCACAAGAGGAUUCACACUGCAGAACACGCACACACCCGGAGCAGUGGACAGUUAUCACUGCAGCGCCCAGGGAGCAUUGGGGGACAAGUGCCUUGAUCAAAGCCUCGAACCAACAACUCUCUGGUUACAAUCCUAACUCUAGGUGUUUCUCAAUGUCAAGGAAGGAUCCUUGGAAGCCAAAAUUUUGAGGAUGCUACGUCAUCGACAUCCGUCGAAGAACGGUUCCAAUGUCGAGGAUCCUCGGAAUUUCAACCAAGGACUGAGUCCUUCGUUCAAAAAAAAUCCCAUAUACAGGAAAGGAUGCAUAUGUGUAGCCUUCGCGCUCUCAAAUCACCCACUAUCCUAUGCGUGGAGCACCGAAAGCACACCUUUUCACUGACGUAAUGACGUGCACUUGCUAGUCUGUUCCAUUUACAAGUUCUCCGAAUGCUAAAGAGGAGCCUCGCCUAGCCUCUAAAGGAAGUGACUUGGAAGGACCAGUCCUGCCAAUUGAGAAACAUCUAUUCUGACUCUCCACAGUGACACCUAGUGGUCGCUUGUAUGUGUUGAUCUGAAAAAAACUUGGCAAUGAUUCUGACAAGCAUUGAUGAACUAUACCCUACAUCAGGGGUUCAAAAGUCGGUCCUGGAGUAUCCCUUGAAGUAUCUAAGCCGUUUCUCAAAGUAAAGGAAGGAUCCUCGGAAGCCAGAAUUUCCAGGAUUCUAGGUCAUUGACGUUCGUCGAAGGACUAUUCCAAUGUCGAGGAUCCUCGGCAUUCCAGCCAAGGACUGAGUCCUUCUUUCGAGAAAUAUCCCAUAUACAGGAAACUAUGCAUAUUAUGUGUAUCCUUCGCUCUCUUCGAGUGCUGAAAUCACCCACAAUCCUAUGCGAAAGUCGAAAGCACACCUUUCAAUGACGUGCACUUGCUAGCCUGUUCCAUUUACGUGUUCUCCGAAUGCUUAAGAGGAGCCUCGCCUAGCGUCUGAAGGAGGUGACUUGUAAGGACUAGUCUUGCCAAGGAAAUAUCCUUGACAUUGAGAAACAGCCCUAGUCUGCCUAGUAAGACCUUGAUUAGCUGGAUCAGGUGUGUUUGAUUAGGUAACUCUGCAGAGACACCAGCCCUCCAGGAGCAGGAUUGGACACCACUACCAUACAUCAUAUGAGGUUCUCAACUCUCCACCUUCCUGCAGAGUUUGUCCUCAGUUGAGAAUCUCUAACAAGGAAGUGAGGGGGGCGAAUAAGCUUAGUGUUCUUAAAUGACAUGCUCCGUGUUGGGUUUGAAUCCUGGGUGAAGUCUCCCUGUCUUCAUAGUUUUAACAGCAAUUUGAAGAUUAGUCAAGCAGCGGUCUUAUUUUAUCUAAAUUAAUUUUUUGAACUUAUUAGGGGUUGCUAUUAUAAUUUCUCUAAAUAGUCAUUAAAACUCUAAAAUGAUCUUUAUAUGCACGUUUUCUAAAAGGUGUGCUGUCCAAAGUGCGGGCCCAGUAAUGUUGAUGGAAUUUUGAGUGAGAGGGGGAAUAGUCAGGAGUGAUGAUGUUACUGCACGCCAAGGUUGAAGUGCUGCAAACUAAGUGUUCUUCCGCCAUACAAUAUAGUUCUCAUAUUUUAUCUGCUUAAAAAAUUGUCACGGUUUUUUUUUGUGCCGCCAUACUUACUACUCAUGUAACAGUCUUCAAAUAGGGAAAACAUGGAAGUGUUUGGUGGCUUCUAAAUUCAUCCCUGUUUGGAUCCUAAGGAAUGAAUGGGGCUAGGCUAAAUGCUAACACAUUCACAAAGCACCAUACAAAGAUUAAGUGUACGCAUUGAUAAAAGAUAGGUAUGUAUUAAUUUGUCGAAGUUGAGGUAAGAACAUAGUAUGUUUUCCUUAAAGUAAUUUUUUGAUUAACUGUUGGGGAAAAAUAUCUGUGUUACUUUUAUGUUAGAUCUUUUCAUUACAGUAGAUCUUAAAACUGUCUGUGUCUCAACUUCAAUAAACGAAAGAAAAAGCUUAAAUAUUUUGUGUUUGACUUUGUGUGUUACAAAUCUAUUAGUUUUACCAUGUGGUUUUAAGAUAUGGAUGUGGGGAUUUUGU